Molecule: messenger RNA, 3442 nt
Organism: Centropristis striata (black sea bass)
Lineage: Eukaryota; Metazoa; Chordata; Actinopteri; Perciformes; Serranidae
Product: fibroblast growth factor 14-like
Exons: 5
Coding region: 438-1193 (251 amino acids)
Biological process (GO): positive regulation of cell population proliferation; fibroblast growth factor receptor signaling pathway; regulation of cell migration
Cellular component (GO): cytoplasm
Molecular function (GO): growth factor activity; fibroblast growth factor receptor binding
Source: RefSeq, a predicted model, not a curated record
AGGACAGAAGAGGACAGGACUGCUUCAGAGGCAUUAUUCUCCUUUUCUCCAGGUUUUACUUGUCUCGCCUGUUGACCAUGGGGACAGAAACUGUCAAAGGGGGUCCGGUUAAAUCGGUUGGAGGAGCCGUUCAGUGACAGCUGCUGUUAUCUGACUGACAGACAGACCGGUGAAACGUGACGGACAGGUGAACCGCUCCACGGUUCAAAUCAAUGGCCCGGGGAAUUACGACAACAGAAAAUAUGCUGUAACGUGAAAUGCGGUGUUUAUUCUGGACUUUACCGCGUUGUGGCUGAAGUAUGGGGUCGUUAUAGCCGGUAAAGCGGAGACCGGAGGCUUGUGUCUGGUUUUGUCUGCGCUCCGUCCUCUCCGGUGGACACAACUGAAGAGACUGGAGACACGGACGGAGACAGGGCUGUUUUUGUUUCGGCGGAGACAUGGCAGCGGCCAUCGCCAGCGGUUUGAUCCGGCAGAAGCGACAGGCGAGAGAGCAACACGCCCACCGACCGACCACUCACCGGCGGCGGAAGAGCCCCGGUAAGAAGCAGGGGCUGUGCAACGGGAACCUGGUCGACAUCUUCUCCAAAGUCCGGAUAUUCGGCUUGAAGAAGAGGAGGCUACGGAGACAAGAACCACAGCUGAAGGGCAUAGUGACCAGGUUGUUCUGCAGACAGGGCUUCUAUCUCCAGAUGGGCCAGGAUGGAAGUAUGGACGGGACCAAAGACGACAGCACCAACUCCUCUCUGUUUAACUUAAUUCCUGUGGGUCUGAGAGUCGUGGCCAUCCAAUCAGUCAAGACCGGCCUCUACAUCGCCAUGAACGGAGAGGGUCACCUCUACUCAUCGGAACUGUUUACAGCGGAGUGUAAGUUUAAAGAGUCGGUGUUCGAGAACUACUAUGUGAUCUACAGCUCUAUGCUCUACAGACAGAAGGAGUCGGGCCGGGCCUGGUUCCUGGGCCUCAACAAAGAGGGUCAGGCCAUGAAGGGCAACAGGGUCAAAAAGACCAAACCAGCUGCACACUUCCUGCCUAAACCUAUAGAAGUUGCGAUGUACCGAGAACCUUCGUUGCACGACGUAGGGGAGGCGGCGCCUAAAAUCGCCGGGGGCCCGCCUUCCAAAAGCACAACCAGCGAACCUGUGGUCAUGAAUGGCGGCAAACCAGUCAACAAACCCGACAAGGAGGAAACAUAACCCCGCCCCACUUUUUACCCUCCUCCUGGCCAAGCACAGGCCAGGAAAAAGCCAGAGUCUGGCCCCACUGCUGCAUCCUCAAAAAACUAAACUGCAACAAAAGGUAACCAAACAAACAACAGCUCAAGUUCUGACUGGGCAGCAGUGGGGCCGCACGUCCCGCCUCACCUCUUUCCCUAUUGGAUGGAUGUGGUGUUGAGGGACGGAGCGCUGCAGGUGGUGGCGGGGGAAAUGGAGGAUGAAGACAGUACAGUCAGGCCGAUGCCAGCCAGAUAUUUUGGACCUGGGACAGUGGCAUGCCCCUCAUAUGGGAGACAAAAUGACUUCUUAAAAAUAUAAACAAAACAAUGUCGUCUUCACCGGUAUUUUUCUGUGACAAUCUGUAAGAAUGAGGCCCCUUUUUUUCUCUCCUGAUAGUACUGUUUUCUGUUGCCAGGUAUGCUUGCUUGCUGGUGGCCACACACACACACUCACACACACACACACACACACACACACUACUCCCACCUGAUAUCGACCACUUGGAUUCAAUCUUUAAGUAAAUAGAGAACAGAUUAAAAAACAAACAUCGGGCAAAGAGAACACUUUAAAUACCAAACACUAAUGAUUCAGAGGAUGCUUAGUCAUCCACCAAUUAAGAAUUGGCACAGGAAAUUCUGCACUAAACUUAUAAUGAAACCUUGAAAAUGGCCCUGUGUAUUACAAACACUCAUCCCGAUUUUUAGUCACAUACUAUAAAUAAGAGUCCUUCUCGACACCACAUAGCUUAAAGCAUGUUCGUCUUUCCCGUAAGCCUUUAUUAUCUAUGUGUCAGGUGGUUUAUUAUUCUGCACACACAGAGCACUAGUGAUUACCAAGCUGCAUUGUUGUAAAGACACAAAAAGAGAUUUUAGUGUCUACCUCUCUGUCUAACUGGUUGUUUUCUGUCCCUGUCUGUUUUUUGGAUGAUUUCGCUCACACAAGUGUAGCUCAGGAGAGAAGGAGAUCAGCUGACGUGGCAAGUUAAGAGGUUUUUUUUUUGGUAUCAAGUUGCUCAAAUUAGAGUGUAGCUGAGAAUGAUUUCCCCUGUUCGUAGCAACACAGAGUGUACAGGAGGCAUGCUGGUGUCCAAGCAGCAUGGUAGCAGUCAGUGUUUACAAGGAGUAGCAGAUAUUAUAGAGGGUCAAACCCUGAGAACGGUCAGACGGCCUCGUAGUACGUUUUCUUCCUGUUGCCUUCCCAAGUACUUGAAGUUAAAGGUAGGAAUGAGGGUAAUUAUAAACAGGGUAAAUUAUGUUAAAGCCACUAUGUGUCAGACUUUACUGCCCAGGCACCGGACCCCAGGAUCCGAGGUCUUCACAGGUCUCAAUCUGCAGAGUUACUAAGAACUAUACCUGUCAAAGAAAAUCAGUAUUUAAAAUUUAUAUCAAUAUUUUUCUCUGAAAUGUAGUGGAGUAGAAUAUAAAGUAGCAUUAAAUAAAAAUAUAUCUCAAAAUUAUACUUAAAAACGUUCCAUGAGUGAAUAGAUGAGUGUCAAUAUAUGGAGAACUGAACUAUUAAAGCGACCCCAAAAUCAAAAUCUUAGCUCUAGAGGCAUUUAUCCAUGUUGUGAGCACUGUUGUGAGCACUUUCAUGUAGGAACUUUUUUUUCUUUUUACCAAAAUACACCCACCAACUUUAUCACCAUGCAAUAAUAUCCUCAGUGAUAUUCAAAGUAGGGUCUGUGGCACUCUGCCCUGUGAAAAAAAACUUUUUACAAAUCUGAAAUAGUUCAUACAUUAUGUUGUAAUCUAACGAACUGUAUAUCAUUUAUAAUAUUCAGAACAUGCACUUUAUCUAACUUUUGUUUGUGCUAAUAAGCCGAGUUGAAGCAAAUUUUGAAGCAAAAUGUUGCAUUAAAGAAAAUGCAAAUUAAGAAUGUUUCAUCAACUGGUUUAGAGGAAAUAAACAAAGCUGUAUAAUUAUAUUUGAUUAGAAGAUGGCAGUGUAAUGUAUCACUAUAGGCUCAUCCGUCAGUAAACAGUAGAAGAGGUAGAAAAAAAAAUACUACAACAAAAAAGAGGUUGCAAAUCGGACAAUUUUGGCCACCAAUGAGAGAAAAUCUUCAGUAAUUGGAUUCAAUUGGGCAACUUCUAAUUGUUCUUUCAUGUCAGAGGAAACAGCUCAUCAGUAAUGAGUUAAAUGUCCGCUACGUCAAAACUUAGUCGGAAAAGAUAGUUUCCAACGUAAAAACUUAUGUGCAUUUUCGAAAGUUUUAUUGUUUAUUGUUU